Messenger RNA from Amoebophrya sp. A120, 1272 nucleotides. The record is from the annotation of a GenBank genome assembly. NCBI's taxonomy places the organism in Eukaryota, Dinophyceae, Syndiniales, Amoebophryaceae.
GUAGUAGAUGAAGAUCUUGAUUGAUAUCCAGUGAUGCAUUAUGAACAUCGUGCUCUUGUAUUUGACAUUGACUUUGAUCCACCCAACACACGCAAGGAGUUCAAUACACCCUCCACCUAAUUGAUUCCAGCCAGUUGGUGGACAGCUCUCAAUUCGUCAGAAGAUCAAGAAGCUGAGUUUUCGAUUUUUGUUUGUGUCAGUAGACGUAGAGCAAGGCAAUAAACUAGGCACACUCAGCAGGAAGAACGAUGGGCGGCCUUUAUGCCACAACUUCCUCCCCGUGCUUCACCACGCGAGGUCAUUCUGGGCACGACCUAUCCUUGGCGAUCGCAAAAAUCAUUCGAAUCGGGGUACUUCUAGCUUCUUGCGCCGCAAUCUUCAAUCCCGCUGGUUCAUUAACAGCCGUGGUCGCGAUUUCGACCAGGAGCACGAAUGAUCCGUCUUUGUUUCGCGGAAGUUCGUCGCCACCAGCUGGCCAACGAGGAACCAGGAAGAAGUCGAAACCGAAUUCGGGCUCAAUGCACGAUGACGAGCCGGAGAGAACCGGAGUCCGUAUCGAAGAGCCGACGAUACCCGCCAGAUUCGGAUUUUCCCGCACGGUGAAACGAAACCUGCUCGCCCUCGGCGGCACCGUGGCGGCAACGGCUACGGCCACGGGAAUCGGGCUUUCGCUGAAGCUUGCUGGAUCGGAGGAUGGGAACAAUCGUGCGGGCAUGCCCGCGGCUCCGAGACACGUGGCAUCGACCCAGCGGAAAGCAGCUCUUUUGAAAAUGCCAAAAGGGGGCUGGUUUCCGAGAGAUAUGCCGUCGAUCAUGGCCUCUUGGUUUGCGAAGAAAUCUUCACCUGAUCGCGGCUACGGGCAACGGAACAGGUUGGCAAGGAUGAACGCAAUGGAUCUAGAAGUAGAAGGGCGUGACUCCAAUGUGAGUGCCUCUUUGCUUGCAGAGGAACAAGGUAUCGUCGAGAGUGAAGCUGCGUUGUCCUUGUGGCCCACGAACCUCGGCGUGCCCAUACAGUUGGGCAGCAAGAUUUGCAAUUUGCGUGGAAGCCUGUGUCAAAAGCGACGCCGUGGUGGAGAAAAUCAAACCGAUACUGCCGAGGACCCAAGCGAAUCUGCAGCUUUUGUGAACAGCAACAAGGAGAAAACUGGACUCUAAAGCGAAGUGAUAGUUGAUAGAUCAAAUUGCUCUUGAUCUUGACUCAAAUCCAAAUGCAACUGCGAAAUGCUAUAUGUGAUGACGCCAUCCCUUAUUGUACUGAAUUUCAUGAAAU